This is a messenger RNA of Aaosphaeria arxii CBS 175.79, 2196 nucleotides long. RefSeq lists its product as uncharacterized. Gene Ontology annotation, biological process: DNA-templated transcription; regulation of transcription by RNA polymerase II. Lineage: Eukaryota; Fungi; Ascomycota; Dothideomycetes; Pleosporales. The coding region runs from base 1 to 2031 and encodes 676 amino acids. The record is from RefSeq and is a predicted model, not a curated record. The transcript has 7 exons. Gene Ontology annotation, molecular function: DNA-binding transcription factor activity, RNA polymerase II-specific; zinc ion binding; RNA polymerase II cis-regulatory region sequence-specific DNA binding. Gene Ontology annotation, cellular component: chromatin.
AUGGCUGCACGCUUCUCCUGUCCCCAAUGCCAGGCAGUAUUCACCCGGUCCGCGCAUCUCCGACGUCACCAGCGGACGCAUCGUGCCGAAAAGCCCUACACGUGUGCCUACUGCAACGUUGCCUCGACACGCAAAGAUGUCAUCGUCCGACAUACUCGAAACUUUCAUCCGGGCGUGAAACCGAUAGCAAAUCAGGCUUCAGAGGAAACGACACGGCCAACCCAUCCACCGCCUGCCCCAACAGAGCAAUUGCCAAUACCACGGCCUGCACGCGAGUACAUCUCGUCCAGCUCCUCGAACAGUAGCACCAGCAGUAACCCUGACCAUCUGUCUCCUGGGCUUAGCCAACGGGAAGAGAGCGAUUUAGCUGACUUCGGACAUAUUGAUGGUAUGGACAUCGUGCCUCUUGAAUGUCCCAUCGACUUCGAUCUGUUUGAUUUCUCGGCAUCUACGCUUCCAGAGGCUGCCUUGGUUAAUUCAAUACUGGCGCCUCUAACUCCACCAUCCAUUGACCAUCAUACUGAAUCUCGCAAUUCAUUUCCUCGAGAUGAUGACUACGCACAGGCAACUGCAAACUUCCAUUAUUAUGGUAUCCACCAGACUUCCCCCUUAAAAUUCCCCUCAAGGAUUGCUACCCAUCGGUUUGUAAAUGCCUUCUUCAAACAUAUGGCCUCGCAUCUACCCAUUGUACACUUACCCACAUUUUCUAUUGCUUCAACUGCCUCACCUCUGCUUUUGGAGAUCAUGGCCUGCGGUGCCUUGUAUCGCUGCGAACGAGUCGCAGCUACAACAUUACAUGCUACUGCUCAACAACUAAUGUUGCAGAUUGACAGCGCAGAACCAGAUAGUGAUCAUGACACCUUCGAUAUAUGGAAACUGCAGACUUAUCUGCUCAUGACCUACUUUUCUGCCUAUGGCGGACAUUCGUACACCCGAAGACGAGCAGCAAUCACAUUCUCGCACACUAUAGAGCUUGCCCGGCAAGCACUAAAGAAUAUUAGUACGCUCCAUGAACCAUCAUACGAGCAAUGGGUUCAGCAAGAGACCAUAGUCAGAUCCAUCGCUACAACCAUCGAAAUCGGUGCGGUGCUCGCAUCAACUUCCAAGGACCAAUGCUUCACCACUACGUUGUUUGAUGCAUCAUUUCCCCUGCCGUCAGAUGAAAUCAUUUGGAACGAGACUAAAGGAACUUGGAAGUUUCAAUGUCAACAGCCCGAUAGCAUUCAGGUCUUGGACUGUGUCUUAGCCGGCCAGAAACCGGCUACGCCUAUGAGCGAGCUGGGAUUCGUGACUAUCGUUUCUUCCAUCCUAUGGCGCGUGUGCUCCUUAGAAUCAUUUGCAUGCUCAGACCGGUUGACUAUACAGUUGGACCCAGCGAGCAAAAUUGACAAUGGCGCACAGAUUCUCGACAGCAUUCUGAUAGAAGACAUGAGCGAUGGUGACCCCACAUUUUCGACAUGUAGCCCGCUUCUGAUAUCCGGCACAGCACUGUUGAACUCGAUGUUUUAUCAUUUAUACGGGAGCAACACCUUGAAGGAAACAAAAGAACUCCUCGACAAUCCUACUGGUGUCCGUUACGCUGUUUCAGAAGCAGGGAAUGAAGUAGGGGAACGCAAGGAUCCCAGAUUAAACACUGCCUUACUACGCGCAGCAAAGUCUAUGUAUUCGGAUUGCCAAGCAGGCGUGGUUUAUAUACAGAGGACUGCCGCUCAUCAUUUUGGUCCAAUCUGCGCAACAGCAUGUUACGAGGCUGCAUUGCUCCUCAAUUAUUAUCUGAAGGGUCGAGAGUCCUUGUCAUUAGCGCCAGAAGAAUCUGCGACUCUUGAUCAACUGAUCGAAGAAGCCGUCUUAGAAACAAAUGUCUUCCCUGGGUCAGACGAUUUUCGCAACCCAUCCAAUCCGCUCUUGGUGUCUGCAGAGCUACUUUCGGACGGAUCGGUCUGGCAAUGGCCAUGCGCUGUCUCGAGAAGAUUGAAAAGUGCCGCAGAUGUUACGAAUCAGCUCAAUAUUACAAGUAACAUGAUCAGUUGAAGAUCUAUACCAUUAGUCCGGAUUUUGGCUAGUACGAAUGGUUGAACUAUUGCCCCUUCUCUAUGAGGUAUCUUCGCCUGAUCGCGUUUUUGCGGCUUGUUGGAGAUAUAGUGUUUGAUGAGCUUAUUAGACGCACUCAAGACUUCGUUCUAAUCGUACACGAUG